AUGGAUCAGAACUUACCUCAGUUGUCGCCGGUGGCCGAAGUUUCACGUGAAGGAUCUCAGGAGCUGUCGGAGACCUUGACGCAGAAUCCAUCGAUGAUUUCUACUCUGAUGACAAUGGUUGAUAACAUCGAUCGUCGAUUCGAGGAAGAUGACUGGAGAAGGAAGAAAAAAGAGCAGAAAGGGAGAGCCUUUCUGCUACAGGACACGCUGGGUCGUCGAUGA
Arabis nemorensis is the source of this 222-nucleotide messenger RNA. The record is from the annotation of a GenBank genome assembly. Lineage: Eukaryota; Viridiplantae; Streptophyta; Magnoliopsida; Brassicales; Brassicaceae.